AGAAUGACCGUUGCUUACCACGCUCUUUGAUCAAAACCAACUGCGUACCCUCGUUUCAGCGCCCAACGCUACAACCUAAUCUGAAGUAUCGAUCUCGGGCAGUAUAGAAGAAAAAAGAAACCAAAUCUCCUGCAAGAUGGCGGCAAUGAGAUUUCAAGCCCGAUAGACCGCUUCCUCUACAAUUCCCUCCUUCGUACAGCCCACAAUCACAUUAGCUUUGUCGACAACUUUCACACCUGCAGCAUCAUGCACAGCCAACAAGCUCACAAUGCUGCCUCCACCAGGUUAUCUGAUAUGGGCGAACGAGCCUGUACCAUUCCCAGGCACAACAGUCACGAACUGCUAUCCGCCCGAGUUUCUCAAGAGCUACACCCCAGUCUCGGCCGGUGUUACGGCGUCUUCCAUUGUCCCCGUAAUGAGCCCCUUGGUGUGCCCCUCAAACUUCUGCACACAACGUGUGGGAGAAGACAACUACAUAGCGUGUUGUCCGUCAGGGUACCAAUUUCAAGCGCCCGCUACUCCUCAAAUCAGAGACCGUCCGUUCUACGGAGGUACGUGCUAUAGCGAGUUCUCCGUUUCAAAAUCGGCUACAGUUCUGAAGUACGGCGAGGAUGGGCAAACCGACGUGGAGCUUUGGGCAGCGACCACUACGGGCGCGAACGCUUAUGCACACCCUAUCGAUGGCUUUGCCAUAAGCUUUCCUACACUGGGUUGCGCUGCUCAGGUAUCCUCCUUAUCCCUCGCUAGUUCACCCUCAGGGUCAAACACCACAUCUACUUCAUCUUCUUCCCGCGAUCCUCGCAGCAGUUCUUUCAGCAGCUCUUCGACAGCUGCUGCAGGCGUGACUGUCUCAUCGUUAAACACCUCCAGCACCAUUUCUCCUGGUACCAUAGCCGGUGCCGUCAUAGGCUCCGUAGUCGGACUCGCGACCAUCAUCGGUCUUGUGUUCUUCCUCCUUUACCGUCGCAAGCACGCGCAAUCACAGUCCGACCCAAAAGCCCCCCAAUUCGAGGACGACAUGGCUGGCCUCCACCAUGAGAAGAACUGCGAUGUCGUUGCCCUCGAGAUCGGCACGUCUGGACGUUCACUGAGCUAUACGAAUAGUGGCCGGCAUACAUACGAAAUGGAUGCUCAGUCGGUGCAUGAGAUGCCUGUGCGAAGGGAGUAGUGAGGCUUAAUCGCGAGCUUGUUGUUAUGAAUGCUCUUCUGCUCGAAGGAGUUAGAAUGUAGAAGAUGUGUCAAGAACCUACAAUUUUUUGUUAUUUAACGGCUGUGUUUUUAAUGACUUGAGGAAAACUAUCGAAUCUAACUUUCAAGAACUAGUGCGAUGCUAAAUUGGAGGUUUUCUUAUUAUUUAUUUCAUAUCUCCUGUAUACCUUCAUUGUUAUAUCGACUUAAUCAUCGCCACACUUUGGCAACGUACCAAGGUGUAUGCCAUUGUAAUCUCUGAAAAUCUUUCAAAGUUUUGUCACUUCAAGUGUAACGAGUUUCGUUCCACGCUCUUCCGUCCACCACGGAUUAACAUUCUUUAACAUUCUGAUCCCGAAUGACGUUAUCAAGAAUUCCGAGAAAGGAUAUUAGGAGAGCUCAAUCCUUGAACUUCAUUCGGU
Molecule: messenger RNA, 1610 nt
Organism: Dothidotthia symphoricarpi CBS 119687
Lineage: Eukaryota; Fungi; Ascomycota; Dothideomycetes; Pleosporales; Dothidotthiaceae
Exons: 2
Coding region: 269-1168 (299 amino acids)
Source: RefSeq, a predicted model, not a curated record